Cimex lectularius (bed bug) is the source of this 3578-nucleotide messenger RNA. RefSeq names its product mitogen-activated protein kinase kinase kinase kinase 5 (gene hppy). The transcript has 23 exons. Bases 454 to 3231 code for a protein of 925 amino acids. The record is from RefSeq and is a predicted model, not a curated record. Gene Ontology annotation, molecular function: ATP binding; MAP kinase kinase kinase kinase activity. Gene Ontology annotation, biological process: protein phosphorylation. NCBI's taxonomy places the organism in Eukaryota, Metazoa, Arthropoda, Insecta, Hemiptera, Cimicidae.
UUGGGUUUUUCCGUUUCCAGCGUUGGCACAGUUGCGAUCAGCUGUUCCGAUUGAGUAUUUAAAGGGUUCCAGUUCCAGGAUUAUUGAUAAAAGUCCUUUCUCAUACGUAAAUAAAGUGUGUUAUAAAUAACAAGUUUUAUUCGACAUUUUUAAGUUUCGCGUUAGCUUUUAAGUCGGGGAACAUGGCCUGAAAUCGUUCGGCUCCUCGGCGAAAAUGCAAUUCGAACUUUUGUUUUGGUCUGUUCUUAAAGGGAGGAUAAUCGAAAUCGGAAAUGAAAAUACUGAGGGAUGUGUAGGCUGUUUAGUUGAAAUAGUUUUGCCCCGAGUCGAGUAGCUGUUUUCUAUAUCACUCGCGAACAUGGAAUACGCGCUUGAGAGUUGUUAGGUGACAAAUACCCCAGUAAAUUGCAGAUUUAGGAGAUUUAAGAAAAAAAUCCAAAAUAAUCCCUUGCAAUGGCUCACGGUUCGACUGCUUCCCUAUCUUCUGAUAUCAGCAGAAAAAAUCCUCAGGAUGAGUACGAACUCAUCCAAAGGAUUGGCAACGGCACUUACGGCGACGUUUAUAAGGCAAGGCGAAUUUCAACUAACGAAAUGGUUGCAAUAAAAGUAAUAAAACUGGAGCCUGGUGAUGAUUUUGCAAUAAUACAACAAGAGAUUUUAAUGAUGAAGGAUUGCAAACAUCACAACAUAAUAGCUUAUUAUGGAAGUUACCUUAGGAGGGAUAAAUUAUGGAUUUGCAUGGAAUACUGUGGCGGUGGUUCUUUGCAAGAUAUUUAUCAUGCAACUGGGCCUUUAUCAGAAUUGCAAAUAGCAUAUAUGUGCAAGGAGACGCUUCACGGUCUGGCAUAUUUACACACCAUGGGAAAAAUGCAUAGAGAUAUCAAAGGAGCGAACAUUCUUUUAACAGUCAAUGGUGAUGUUAAGCUGGCAGAUUUUGGAGUUUCAGCACAAAUUACAGCAACAAUGACUAAAAGGAAAUCUUUCAUUGGUACCCCAUAUUGGAUGGCUCCUGAGGUUGCUGCUGUAGAAAGGAAAGGUGGUUACAAUCAUCUCUGCGAUAUUUGGGCAGUUGGAAUAACUGCGAUCGAAUUGGCAGAAUUGCAACCACCAAUGUUUGAUUUGCAUCCAAUGAGAGCUCUUUUCUUGAUGUCCAAAAGUGGUUUCAAACCACCUACAUUGAAAGAUAAGGACAAAUGGAGUCCCGUGUUUCACAAUUUUGUCAAAACUGCUUUGACCAAGAAUCCAAAGAAAAGGCCUACUGCCGAAAAACUACUUCUGCACCCAUUUUUAUUGGUUGAAAUGAACAAAAGGAUAGCUUUAGAACUUCUGCAGAAAUACAGUAAUCCUUCACACAAUUUUAAUGAGCUUGAAGCUGAUGAUGAUGGUACUGUGCCAAAUGUUCCACAGAGAAUUGCUUCACGUAUGACAGGAAAUGGCGACAUGAGCCCUGGACCUGGAACUACCUUUGCAGAUAUCAACAGAGCUUGGGACAUCAUGGAUAUUAACCAUGUAAUGUCAAACAGAGAGCAUGUACACCAUAACUGUGACGGAAGUGCGCAAUGGGAUAAACCGAGAAAGUUUGAGAGCUGUAUAGAGGAGGAAAAACGUCUGGUAUGUGAAGUUAGGGAUAGAGGAGUUAGAAGUCCAAGGGGAAUGCGGGAGUCACUAACUGGCACCGCCAUCUUGAAAAUGUCACUGAGGAGCCUAUUGCAGUACAUUGAUGAAGAACUCAUUCAAAGGGGAAACGAAGGGCUGACGCUCUACCAAACAUCGAGCAAUUAUUCGCAACAAGCUACUUUACCACUAGGCGAAUCCCCAACUUCUAGUCAUCAAUGUGAUGUUCACAUCAGCCAUUAUUCCAACUUGACAGGUCCAGAUGGAUCACCAAGAAGGCAUAGUUCAGUCGACGAGAUCCUUACUCUGACUGGUACACUAACACUCAAUGGUUCAAGGCAACGUUCUUUGAGUGACAGUGGGCCUAAUGAAAAAGAAGAUCUAUCUAUGCAACUCUCAAAUGGUUUUCCAGAAAAUGAAGGGCCAGAUUUACUAUCUGACACACCUCCAGUACCUCCAAGGAGGAGGGAGAAGAAACGUCACACACCGCCCAGGCCUGUCAGUAAUGGCUUACCUCCAACCCCAAAAGUUCUUAUGGGAGCUUGUUUUUCAAAGGUCUUUAAUGGUUGUCCCCUGAGAAUCCAUUGUACUGCUAGCUGGAUUCAUCCCGAUACUAGAGAUCAGCAUAUAUUGAUUGGAGCUGAAGAAGGCAUUUACGAUCUUAAUCUUAAUGAAUUGCACGAAACAGCCAUGGAUCAGCUAUAUCCUCGAAGGACUAUUUGGUUGUAUGUUAUAAAAGAUGUCCUUAUGUCUUUAUCAGGAAAAACUCCAAAUCUCUACAGGCAUGACUUACCAGCUCUACAUAGCAAACAAAGCCAUAGAUUUUCAAUGCAUAUGAAUAGAAUCCCCGAGAGGCUAGUGCCGAGAAAGUUUGCAUUGACGACAAGAGUGCCGGAUACGAAGGGUUGCACAAAAUGUUGCGUUGGAAGAAAUCCGUACAACGGUUACAAGUAUCUAUGCGGAGCGCUGCCCUCAGGAGUGUUCCUAAUGCAGUGGUAUGACCCACUCAACAAAUUCAUGCUUUUAAAGCACGUUGAGUGUACCCUUCCAAAUCCCCUCAAUGUUUUUGAAAUGGUGAUCACACCAGAACUCGAGUAUCCGGUUGUUUGCGUAAGCGUCAAGCAGGCGUACCAACAAGACACACUUAAACUCGAUUUGAUCAACAUGAACUACGGCGCUAGUUGGUUUCAUAGCGAUGAACUUGAAGAUUUAGAUGGCACAGCUACUGUAAUACCGAAAAGAGAAAAUUUGCAAAUAGUUAGUGUCUCACAAUUAGAAAAAGAUGCAAUUCUAGUCUGUUAUUCAAAUGUGGUGAAAAUUGUUACAAUGCAAGGCAAAAUGCGAUCAAACAGGAAACAAAUUUCAGAACUACAAUUUGAUUUUCAAAUACAGUCAAUUUUAUGUCUAACUGAUAGCAUCUUGGCCUUUCAUAAGCACGGAGUCCAAGGUAGAAGUCUUAAGAACGGUGAAAUAACUCAAGAGAUCGUCGACAAAAGUAGAGUUUAUAAACUUUUAGGGUCUGAUAAGGUUGUUAUGUUAGAAUCACAUAGUCCAAAAUCGUCAGCAGAAGAAGUAGCAGAUCUCCAUAUUCUUGCUGGCCAUGAAGAAAGCUAUUGAAGUAUUGCUAAGGGAAUUAUUUAAAGUCAAAAGCUCAACAACAAAUAUAUAUAAACAUAUAUUUUAUCAUCACAUUUAAUGGUUGUUAUUUAUUGUAAAUAUUAUAAACAAAAAUAUACUAUUACCUGAAUGGAAACGAAGAUGAUAAAAAGAAGGAAAUAUUGAAUAUUUUAGACUAUAUAUAUUUAAUUAAAAAAUAGUUCAUACAACAAUCUAUUAUCUUCAUAAUAAUAAUAAUAAUAAUAAUUUCAUAAUAUUCGAGUGUCUACAAAUUGUAUUUAUUAUUGUGAUAUUAGAGGGGUAAAGAAGACUGUACAGUUGAAUUUGAAUGUGAAAAAUAUAUUUAA